AUGCCUCAACACGUAGAAGCUCAUGAAGGUGCUUCUCCCACAGAAAGCACUGCUCCAGUACCUGAUUUGUUAUCGGGUGAUAUCCAAGAUGACGGUGCUCAAGAAACAACUGAUUCAUCUUCUAAUCAAGCCUCGAGUGACACAAUGAAGGCUGUUGCAAAUCUAGACAUUGGUGAUCUUAUUAGCUUCGAUGAACCAGGUGAGGAAUCAUCUGAAUUGAUUGACAAUAAUCCCCUUGCUCUAGCUAUUGUCGAUUCUGAGAAUCCUCCAUAUUACGAAAACGUUAAGAGCUCAGCACCUGCAUCUACAGGUUGGGAGCUUGCGCUUUGUAAUUCACCAACCUCCAAUGGAGCUGCUGUUGCCGAUAAUAAAAUGACCGGUCGAUUGAACGGAUUAACACCACAAGGUGUAUUAGCAACAAAUCAGCAAAUGGCCUUCAACUUCGGUCCGGUGUCGGCCAACCCUUUCGACAUAAAUUACAACAGUCGGGGUCCCUUUUAUGGAAGCAGCUAUAUCACACACCAAACCGAUGUACAAAUGCCAGCCAGACCUCAACACCCAAUUUACUUCAUGCAACAGCAGCCUCACAUGGCCAUGACUGGUUACCAUUCAUUCAACCCUCUUGUCAUGGCAGAUUACAACCAGGUUCCCACUUUUUAUGGAUGCAGUAACGCGACACCUUUGACUAGUAAGACACUGGCCACCAUGGCUCCACAUCAAGCUGACCUAAUGCAGCAGCCUGCAUUGGCCAUGGUUGACUAUAAUCCACCCAAACCUUCCGGGAACCCCUUUGAUAUGUGAAAAUGGCAGCCAUGGCUCCGCAAUAAAAUGACAUAAAGCAGCUUUAAACGAACAUAUGCCAGGAUUAUAGGGAAUUUUAAUGCUUGUAAACCCCAAACAUGAACCUAUAGAGAUAAUAAAUUGUGUCUUUCGAAAC
Molecule: messenger RNA, 937 nt
Organism: Hibiscus syriacus
Lineage: Eukaryota; Viridiplantae; Streptophyta; Magnoliopsida; Malvales; Malvaceae
Product: putative clathrin assembly protein At5g35200
Exons: 5
Coding region: 1-801 (266 amino acids)
Source: RefSeq, a predicted model, not a curated record